GUCACGAUGCUUGUUGGAUUUGCUCUUUCCAUUUUGAACUCGUCAAAAUAUUUGCUAUACAUUUAUAUUUCUAUAUAUUUUUAUUAUUUUUUACUCAUUUUCAAGUUUUUUAGACUAAUGUAUAAUAUUCCAAAGGAGUGUGUAAGAAGAAUUACAUUGAAAAAAAGAGAAGCAGUGGUAAACGAGGAAAUAAACAUAAUUUAUAUCAAAUAGUAGUUAAAUGUUCCAAAAAAUAUUUUUUACACAAACGAAAUGACCUCUUGCAAUGAAAGAAACCUAGUCGGAAAGCAGGAAAAAUAUAUGCUUACUAAAGAAAUUCAUAAAACGACAUCAGAAGCUGAAAAAAUGCGCCAUGUGCUUAGCUCCAUCGCACAGGAACUACAAAGGUUCCAUUUAAAAAGCAUUUUAUCUCAAAACAACCCAAACGAAAGCCAAGACAUCUAUGGAAAACUAGGAGUUUUAAGAAAAAGUCUAAAGAAAAAGCAGCACAUGAUAAAUAAAUUAAAAUCUAAUAUAAAAACAGCCUGUUUCAUAGCCAAAACAUUCGUAGCUACUCAAGACAUUGAAACCCUCAACAGCCAUCUGAAAAGUGCUAAAAGUGAGGCCCUACUUCUAUCAACAGAAAGCAAAUUUCGCGAUAGUCAACUGCAAAAACUGAGCUUAGAAGUCAAAGUGCUGGAAGACAAAAUACUUUGCCUGCGAACAUUCAUCGAAAAAGGAUACCGGCAGCUGCAGAAAAUACGUAAUGAACCACUUGAAGAAAUAUCAGUGUCCAUGCAACUAAAGAAGAUAAUAAUAUGUUGCGGUCAAUAUUACGCGGACUUCACAAAUGAACACGCCAAAUGUGUCCAGCUUGAGCAGAAAAAUUCUUAUCUUUCUAACAAAAUAAGCGUUCUAGAAAACAAUUUAGCUGCCGUCAAGGAAGAAUUAGACAGUCUUCGCUGGUACAAAACUAGAUCGCAGAAAGUUAAACAGCUAUCCACACUUCAACCGAAAUCGAAUGUGAAGCUAACUGAUUCAGAUGAUAAUAAUACUCUGAAUCUAGAUUUGUACCGAAAUGAUCUUGAUAUGACAAAUAGUAACCAUGAAGAAUCAAUUAAAAGAGAACUAUCAGUAUCAUGUAAGACAGAUCUGACUACACAUUUUGCGUUGGUUAAAAAGUUAAUGAUAGAUCAAAACAGUAUGCUCAAUGAUCUCAGGAAUUUAUCAGACGAAUUGCAACUGUAACGUAGGUAAUUAAUUAUCGGCAAUCUACCUACAAAAGCAGGUCACCUAAGUAUGUCUAAGAUCUUUCUUGCUUAUAGACCUUAUUUAGUAUAAUUACUUACCAUCAUGAGGUAGGUAGAUGCUAAUGUAGGUAUGUGCCUACUUUGAAGUUUCAAGAC
Messenger RNA from Plutella xylostella (diamondback moth), 1385 nucleotides. RefSeq lists its product as uncharacterized. Lineage: Eukaryota; Metazoa; Arthropoda; Insecta; Lepidoptera; Plutellidae. The record is from RefSeq and is a predicted model, not a curated record.